This is a messenger RNA of Dendrobium catenatum, 1153 nucleotides long. RefSeq names its product thiosulfate/3-mercaptopyruvate sulfurtransferase 1, mitochondrial-like. Gene Ontology annotation, molecular function: thiosulfate-cyanide sulfurtransferase activity. The transcript has 9 exons. Gene Ontology annotation, cellular component: mitochondrion. Gene Ontology annotation, biological process: transsulfuration. Lineage: Eukaryota; Viridiplantae; Streptophyta; Magnoliopsida; Asparagales; Orchidaceae. Bases 170 to 1138 code for a protein of 322 amino acids. The record is from RefSeq and is a predicted model, not a curated record.
AUUGCUCAAAGGAAAACCUGCAGCUGUAAUAAGAAUUUCUAGAGCUAGCGAUUGAUAUUGCUCUGCAUUUUCUGUGAGUGAUGGUGGAUGCCUCCAUCAUUGAGUCGGUAAUCUCAAGCGUUGCCCGGUCGCUGUCCGUCGCCCCCUCGUCGUUAUCAGACCCCGCUUCAUGGCAUCUUCUCUCUUUACGAGAACGUUUGUAGGGUUAAAAUCGAUUCGAUCUUCGCCUUGCUUACUCAAGGAGUCGAGAUAUUUCACUUCGUUUUUAAGGGGUAGAGCAUCAUUUGCUCGUGUGCCUUAUCCAUCCUUGGUUUCUUCUACUAAUUUUAUCCAUUGCUCGGCAAGUAGAUCACCUGGUGCGAAAGUCUCGAAGUCAUUUCAUUCAAUGGCUCAUGAUGAAUCCAUUGUUUCUCCAGAUUGGCUGCAAUCUAAUCUGAGGAACCCUGAUGUCAAGGUAUUGGACGCUUCUUGGUACAUGCCAGAUGAAAAGCGCAAUCCCUUUCAAGAGUAUCAGGUUGCUCAUAUUCCCGGUGCUUUAUUUUUUGAUGUUGAUCGGAUCUCUGACCGCAAAUCAGAUUUGCCUCAUAUGUUGCCAUCAGAAGAAGCUUUUGCUGCUGCUGUUUCUGCUCUUGAUAUCCAUAACAAAGACGGAGUCGUUGUUUAUGAUGGAAAAGGGCUUUUCAGUGCAGCACGUGUGUGGUGGAUGUUCCGAGUUUUUGGACAUGACAAAGUUUGGGUAUUGGAUGGAGGUUUGCCGCUUUGGCGUGCUUCAGAGUUUGACGUUGAAUCAAGUGCUUCCGGAGAUGAGGUUUUGAAAGCUAAUGCUGCAAUUGAAGCAGUUGAAAAGGUGUACGGACAUCAAUUUGUUGGUCCUACAACUUUUGUGGCAAAACUCCAGCGUCAUUUGAUCUGGACCCUUGAACAGGUUAGAGGAAACAUUAAUAGUCAAACUCAUCAACAUGUAGAUGCUCGAUCAAAAGUAAGAUUUGAUGGUGCUGCUCCUGAACCACGCAAAGGAAUUAGAAGCGGCCAUGUACCUGGAAGUAAAUGCAUACCUUUUGGACAGGUGAGCCAUAUACGGUGGAUUAUUUUAGUUUUUAAAUUUCGUGUCACUGUUCAAAUUAGUUUAUUUUACUGAGUUGUCUCCUGCAAA